Messenger RNA from Pyrus x bretschneideri (Chinese white pear), 1842 nucleotides. RefSeq names its product probable UDP-arabinopyranose mutase 5. Gene Ontology annotation, cellular component: cytosol; Golgi apparatus. Gene Ontology annotation, biological process: plant-type cell wall biogenesis; UDP-L-arabinose metabolic process. The record is from RefSeq and is a predicted model, not a curated record. Lineage: Eukaryota; Viridiplantae; Streptophyta; Magnoliopsida; Rosales; Rosaceae. Bases 637 to 1692 code for a protein of 351 amino acids. Gene Ontology annotation, molecular function: UDP-arabinopyranose mutase activity. The transcript is spliced from 3 exons.
GUUACUCGAGCGAACACAAGUGACGAGCACACACAAAAUCGCAGGUGGCCAUGAGAGACGGAGAUAGCCACAGUCCGAAAUCUCGAAAUCUAAGAAGUCCUCUUCCUUCUCUCCAUCUUCCCUGCAGUCUCUGCAAUCCCGGACAAAUCACGUUGGACCAUUUCUUCUCUGCUAUUAAUUUUCUAGAGAGAGAAAAAGAUAUAGAGAGAGUGUGUGAUUUCCAAUUUUCUAUGCACAAAUAUGUUCAUACGAAUGAGUGAAUGAGAACUCCGCCUUCUCUGCUGUCUCUCACCAUUGACUCAGCUCUCCUCAACCUCCCCAGCAUAUCCGAUCUCUCUCCUCUCCCUGACCACAUCCUCCUCGAUCUCUUUCAGAAAACUUUGAGAGCUGGAAAGCUAAAUGAGAAAGUAUUGAAUCUGUUUGUAGCAACUGGCAAGGAUGAAGUCCUUUCAUUAAUCCAGUCACUUAAUAUUCGGCAGACCCUCACCCCUGUGCUUCCUACCAGGUGUUCUGAAAAGUUUUGAGAUUGGGCGUUAUUGUGUGAGCACAGUAUAUAACAUUUUGAAGACAGAGAUCAACUAAUUAAAGAAAGCACGUGCAAGUUUUGUUGUUUGUUCUCACAACGCCUGUUUGAAGAUGUCUGAUUCAAGCAUCAACCCUAGUGAGGUUGACAUCGUGAUUGCCGCAAUCAACUCCGACCUGACACCAUUCUUGAAUGAAUGGAGACCAAUAUUCUCCCCGUUCCAUCUGAUUAUUGUCAAAGACCCUGAUAUGGAUGGGGAGCUGCAUGUUCCAGAAGGAUUUAACGUGGAUGUCUUUAGCAAGUCUGACAUAAACCUGAUGGUGGGCUCUUCCCAUUCCAUUCUCUUCUCUGGUUACUCAUGCAGAUAUUUUGGUUAUCUAGUCUCAAGGAAAAAAUAUAUUAUCUCAAUUGAUGAUGACUGCGUCCCGGCUAAGGACAACAAUGGUCAUAUAGUAGAUUUAGUGGCACAGCAUAUUGCCAAUCUCAAAGCUCCAGCUACCCCGUUCUUUUUUAACACACUCUAUGAUCCGUACCGGAAGGGAGCAGAUUUUGUUCGUGGUUACCCAUUUAGUCUGAGGAGUGGGGUUACAUGUGCACUAUCGUGUGGACUGUGGCUCAAUUUGGCAGACUAUGAUGCACCAACACAGGCCCUCAAGCCAGAGCAGAGGAAUUCUCGAUAUGUGGAUGCUGUAAUGACUGUUCCGGUGAGAUCCUUAAUGCCUGUAAGUGGAAUCAACAUUGCGUUUGACCGUGAGGUGGUCGGACCAGCUUUGUUUCCAGCUUUGAGGUUGUCGGCAGAAGGAAAGAUCAGGUGGGAGACAGUGGAAGAUAUAUGGUCCGGAAUGUGUGUGAAGGUCAUAUGCGAUCACCUGGGAAUUGGUGUAAAAACUGGGAUUCCUUAUGUAUGGAGAAAGGAAAGAGGCGACGCCAUUGAAAGCUUGAAGAAAGAGUGGGAGGGUGUGAAGCUGAUGGAGGAAGUGGUUCCUUUCUUUCAGUCAGUUAGGUUACCACGAUCAGCCGUGACAGCAGAAGACUGUGUUGUCGACAUGGCAAAGGCGGUGAAGGAGCAGUUGGGAAAGGUAGAUCCUAUGUUUGUUCGUGCAGGUGAUGCCAUGGCAGAUUGGGUGAAGCUCUGGAAGUCGGUGGGAUCCCGCACACUGGGAGUUUAAUGGCUAAAUUUUGAUUCAGCCUCUUCUGUUUUUGUUCCUUCUUUAUUCAUUACUGAUUUUUCUAAGCUUCUAAUGUUGAUCUCCCUUAUAACUAACUGAUGUUGAAAUUAUGUGGGUGGAAAUAAUUGAUACCUUGUUUGUUGUUUUUCA